Messenger RNA from Trichosurus vulpecula (common brushtail), 1277 nucleotides. It is a transcript of the gene SNRPA, whose product is annotated as small nuclear ribonucleoprotein polypeptide A. Gene Ontology annotation, biological process: mRNA splicing, via spliceosome. Gene Ontology annotation, molecular function: U1 snRNA binding. The transcript has 8 exons. Bases 200 to 1045 code for a protein of 281 amino acids. The record is from RefSeq and is a predicted model, not a curated record. Gene Ontology annotation, cellular component: U1 snRNP. Lineage: Eukaryota; Metazoa; Chordata; Mammalia; Diprotodontia; Phalangeridae.
AGAUUGCCGCCGGCAGGACUCGCGGACGAACGCCAUUAACCCAGCCUCCGUGGUUCCGUGGGGACCCGGGAACGCCGCUGCUCUUGGAUCAGCCGUUCGGGUGGUGCGGUGGCCGGAGCCCUGGAUUUGGACCUAGAGUCGGGCGCGUACACGUCACUGGUUCCCGUGUGAAUCGGGCUAAACUCAAGAGUUUUCCACCAUGGCAGUGCCCGAGUCACGUCCCAACCACACAAUUUACAUUAAUAACCUCAAUGAGAAGAUAAAGAAGGAUGAACUGAAGAAAUCCCUCUAUGCCAUCUUCUCCCAGUUUGGCCAGAUUCUGGACAUCCUAGUAUCAAGGAGCCUGAAGAUGAGGGGCCAAGCAUUUGUCAUCUUCAAAGAGAUCAGCAGUGCCACCAACGCCCUGCGUUCCAUGCAGGGUUUUCCCUUCUAUGACAAGCCCAUGAGAAUCCAGUACGCCAAGUCGGACUCGGACAUCAUUGCCAAGAUGAAGGGUACUUACGUGGAGCGUGACCGGAAGCGGGAGAAGAGAAAACCCAAGGGUCAAGAAACACCUGCAGUCAAGAAGGCUGUUCCAGGUGGGGCGGCUGCCCCGGUCGUGGCCGCUGUCCAGCCUGUCCCGGGGAUGCCACCCAUGACCCAGGCACCCCGCAUCAUGCACCAUCUUCCAGGGCAGCCACCAUAUAUGCCCCCCCCAGGGAUGAUCCCGCCACCUGGCCUGGCUCCUGGACAGAUCCCGCCUGGCGCCAUGCCCCCACAACAGAUGAUGCCUGGACAGAUGCCGCCUGCCCAGCCGUUGUCUGAAAACCCGCCCAACCAUAUCUUGUUCCUCACCAACCUGCCAGAGGAGACCAAUGAGCUCAUGCUGUCCAUGCUCUUCAAUCAGUUCCCUGGCUUCAAGGAGGUACGUCUGGUCCCUGGGCGCCACGACAUUGCUUUUGUGGAGUUUGACAAUGAGGUGCAGGCCGGAGCUGCCCGAGAUGCCCUUCAGGGCUUCAAGAUCACCCAGAACAAUGCCAUGAAGAUCUCUUUUGCCAAGAAAUAGCCCCACCCCAUUCCUCCCUGUCCCCCCUCUCCUCCCCCUCCUUCCAGGGUGGCCCUCCCCCGCUCCUCUGCUCGGGGCUGUCGUACCCUGAAGGUAAGUCCCUGCUCCCUGCUCUUAACCUGGAGUGUGAGUGUGCCUCUGCCUCAGCAUUGUACCCAGAGUCUGCCCUUCAGACAUUGCACCUGGAGCUGGGGGCGAAAAUAAAAGGUUGGUGGCUUAGGUUUUUUCACAA